AUGACCUCAGCAAAUGCCUCCUUGCAACGCGUCGACGCAGACUGUGAUUGGGGUAUUUCGUCUGGAUCAACAGUCUUCUUCAUGUUCUCCCGCGUCUCCCAGCUUGCGCGUCACCUCUCUAGACCAGCCGCUCAGUUCGCUUACGCCGGUACAACUCCCGUCGUAUCGGCCGGAGUACGUCCACAGAUAAUCAUGUCUACCGCGGAACAGAACUUUGCGCGGACGAUUCACACCGCAGCAUGCCUGAUCAUUGGUGAUGAGACCAAAGAUCAACUCAAGCGGGUUGAAGUCAUAGAGGACGAUGAGUCAGAAAUCAUCGAGGCCGUCCGCAGGAUGAGUGACAAAUAUGACUUUGUCGUUACCAGUGGUGGCAUUGGCCCGACGCAUGAUGAUAUCACCUAUCAGUCCAUAGCCAAAGCCUUCGGGCUCAAGGUCAAGCUGUACGAGGAGGCAUACCAACGGAUGAAGAAGCUGUCUCGGCCCCACUCAUCCCAACCAGCCUUCAACUGGGACGAAGACAGUCCUGCCAAGAAGGCGAAGCUCAGGAUGGUCGAGCUUCCGACGGAGGACUCUGUUCCCCUCGAGAAGCAGUUCAUCUUUCCACGGGAAGACCUGUGGGUUCCGGUUGCAGUAGUGAACGGAAACAUUCAUAUUCUUCCAGGUGUCCCUCGUCUGUUUGAGGGACUGUUGGAUGGCUUGAAACCGUAUAUCCUACCGCGCCUUGUUGAUCCCGAGGGGAAAGGCAUACACAGGGUCCUUAUAUCCACGCCAAUGGCCGAGAGUGCCGUGGCUACUUACUUAACCGAGUUGGCCACCAAGGUUGAACCGCAAGGCGUAAAGGUGGGGUCUUAUCCUCGAUGGGAGAAGAAGAGGAACACGGUGACUUUGGUUGGCAAAGACGAGGCGUUCCUGGACAGUAUCAAGGAUGAGGUGGCUCGAAAUGUCAAUGGCCGGGUUGUACAGGUUGAAGGCGAGGACGACGAUUUGCCUAGCGACAGCUGA
Molecule: messenger RNA, 1002 nt
Organism: Diaporthe amygdali
Lineage: Eukaryota; Fungi; Ascomycota; Sordariomycetes; Diaporthales; Diaporthaceae
Product: molybdenum cofactor synthesis domain-containing protein
Exons: 7
Coding region: 1-1002 (333 amino acids)
Source: RefSeq, a predicted model, not a curated record